This is a messenger RNA of Gasterosteus aculeatus aculeatus (three-spined stickleback), 1447 nucleotides long. Its product is annotated as GTP-binding protein Rab-3D. Lineage: Eukaryota; Metazoa; Chordata; Actinopteri; Perciformes; Gasterosteidae. Gene Ontology annotation, molecular function: GTPase activity; GTP binding. The record is from RefSeq and is a predicted model, not a curated record.
AGAAAGAGUGGCCGUCCCGGUGACAGGCGCGUGCACAGCCGGGAGGUCCGGGAGCAGAGAGCCCGACGGCAGCGCGCCCCACUCGGCUCUCCGGUAGCGGAGGGAGACUGCGGGACGGACGGAGGAGACGGACUCACAAACCACAAGACGAGGUCGGCUUUGGACACGCUUGCUCAUAAAGUCAGGGAGAGUGACCGUUCCUCUCCUGCUGGGUGUGACAGAUGGCUCUGGCCAGAGACCCGGCGGCGGCGGCGGAGCAGAGGGACGCGGCCGACCAGAACUUUGAUUACAUGUUCAAGCUGCUGAUCAUCGGCAACAGCAGCGUAGGGAAGACCUCGUUCCUGUUCCGCUUCGCCGACGACUCCUUCACCUCGGCCUUCGUCAGCACAGUGGGCAUCGACUUCAAGGUCAAGACCAUCUACCGGAGCGACAAGCGGGUCAAGCUCCAGAUCUGGGACACGGCAGGGCAGGAGCGCUACCGGACCAUCACCACGGCGUACUACAGGGGGGCCAUGGGCUUUCUACUGAUGUACGACAUCACCAGCCAGGAGUCCUUCUGCGCCGUGCAGGACUGGGCGACCCAGAUCAAGACGUACUCGUGGGGCAACGCUCAAGUAGUGCUGGUAGGCAACAAGCUGGAUUUAGAAGAAGACCGGCAGGUCCCCACUGAAGAUGCCCAAAGACUGGCUACAGAGCUCGGCUUCCAGUUCUUCGAGGCCAGCGCCAAAGACAACGUCAACGUGAAGCAGGUGUUUGACGAGCUGGUGGACGUCAUCUGCGAGAGGAUGAACGAGAGCGUGAACGGCGACGCCACUCCGUUGGCCAACCACGAUGAGGCCGGCCUGAAAGAGACGCCCCGCAGCGGCCUGGCAGGCUGCGGUUGUUGAAAGUUAAUAGAAUUGUCCGAAAGUCAUCAUGUAGAUGUACUUAUUCAUGGUACUGCAGCCGUUUAUGGGAUGCUUCUUUUUGAUUUGAUCUUUUCACAACUGGCUGAAUGUGACUGUUACACUGAGAUGCCAAAGAGUUGUACUGAGCAGCUGUGCCUUUUUUUCUUUUGUAGCACGUCGCCGCUGCUUCAUUACUUGUUUAGUGGGUUUGCGGCACCUGUUGCAGGCGAGGAUGCACCUGAAUGGCAGGAGCCGUUGCGUGGGGGAUAUCUGUGGUUUGGUGUCGUGUCGCCCCCUUGUGGCUGCUAUGCGGAAAUGCACCAGUGGCUCGUUACCACAUCAAUGUGUGUCGGGGGUUCUAGCCUGCUGAGGAAGAAGGUUCAAGCAUACCUCAAAGGUGAUGUUUAUGGUGCAGUCUUGUUAUUACCAUGAUGGAGGGAUAUCGUCUUUUAAAUUUAGAUUUUUCUUAUUACGGGGUUGCACUGGUUAAUGCUUAUUCAGUAUUUCCUUUGCCGGGUUUAUUGUGUCUCUAUGUGGGGAUUAAAAGAUGUGGAUGCAUA